Messenger RNA from Scheffersomyces stipitis CBS 6054, 1053 nucleotides. It is a transcript of the gene ANT1, whose product is annotated as Ant1p. The record is from RefSeq and is a predicted model, not a curated record. The transcript has a single exon. Bases 1 to 1053 code for a protein of 350 amino acids. NCBI's taxonomy places the organism in Eukaryota, Fungi, Ascomycota, Pichiomycetes, Serinales, Debaryomycetaceae.
AUGUCUCUCACACCACUUGAAAAGGCUGCUUCUGGAGCCUUGGCUUCUGUUAUCGCGAACACCUUGGUGUACCCUCUUGACUUGAGCAAGACCUUGAUUCAGACCCAGGUGAAAAAACAUCCUCACAAGACCGGCGCAGACAUUCCUACCCCACCCUCCGAUUCUGACAUCGAGGAUUCGGUAUACAAACAGAAGGAAACCAAGUCAGGCGAGUUAAAGUACAAGAACACACUUGAUGUGUUGCGUAAGAUCUACGCGAAGAAGGGAGUUUUGGGCUGGUACCAUGGAUUAUUCUCGUCGAUCCUCGGAACGGCCGCUCAGAAUUUCUCCUACUUCUACUGGUACACCAUCGUCAAGAGAGUGUACGCCAAUUUGUACAAACACAUUCCAAACCACAGGGCCAGCACGUUGACCGAGUUGUUCCUUGGGGCUGUAGCUGCUGCCAUCUCGCAGAUGUUCACCAUGCCUAUUGGUGUGGUCACCACUCAGCAACAGACUGACAAGAGCCACAAGAAUUUGUUGCAGUUGACCCAGGACAUCUUGGAAGAGGACGGUGUAUCCGGCUUGUGGAGGGGCUUGAGAGUGUCGUUGGUUUUGUGUAUCAACCCUUCAAUCACAUACGGUUCAUACGAGAGAUUGAAGCAGGUCUUCUACGGCAGCAAGGAGUUCUUGGGUCCUUUGGAGUCUUUCUCCAUCGGAGUGUUGGCCAAGUCCUUGGCCACCGUAGCUACACAACCAUUGAUUGUUUCUAAGGCUAUGUUACAGAAGAAGUCCAAGACCAAGAAGGAAGCCGGAAAGCCUAAGCCUAAGCCUGAACACGAAGAUGACGAAGAUGACGAUGACGAUGACAUUAGAUUCGAUAGUUUUACCCAUGCAUUGGCCCAUUUGUGGCACACAGAGAGAUUCAGAGGCUUGUACAAGGGUAUCGCCCCACAAUUGUUGAAGGGUGUAUUUGUGCAGGGGUUGUUGUUUAUGUUUAAGGACCAGCUCGAUAUUUUCUUCUUGUUCUUGCUUUCGUUGUUGAAGAAGAAGAAGGGUAUCGCCUCGCGUUGA